CGUCCAGCAGCUGAUCGGUAAUCCAGAAGAAGUUUCCGCUCAGUUAGGGGGGAGCUCCACUUUGAAGCAGGAGACUCCACAACCACCCUGCAUUAAAAAGGAAGAGGAGGAACUCUGCAUCACUCAGGAGGGAGAGUGUCUUCUAGGACGAGAGGAAGCUGAUUACACCAAGUUUCCACAGAGUAUUCUCUCUGUGAAGACUGAAGAUGAUGAAGAGAAACCACAAGUAGACAACCUCUUAGCUCCACUAUCAGAUAGUGAGGCUGAAGACGAGGUUGAAGUAACUUUGAGCAGCGAUACAGACUGUGAAGGUGAUAUGAGGACUCACACUGACAACAAACACUCUGAAUGCUCUACAAAGAAGAGAGGUAAAACAUGUUUGAGCUGCUCAGUUUGUGCUGAAAGUUUUACUCAAAAGAGCAGUUUGACUCGACACUUGAGAACACACACAGGUGAAAAACCAUUCAGUUGUUCAGUUUGUGCCAAAAGCUUUUCUCGAAAAUGUGGUUUGACUCAACACAUGAGAACACACACAGGAGAAAAAACAUUUAAUUGUUCCCUUUGUAGCAAAAGCUAUUCGCGAAAUUGCAGUUUGACUGAACACAUGAGAACACACACAGGUGAAAAACCAUUUAAUUGUUCAGUUUGUUGCAAAAGCUUUUCUCAAAAUAGCACUUUGAUUCAACACAUGAGAACACACACAGGAGAAAAACCAUGUACUUGUUCAGUUUGUGGCAAAGGCAUUUCUCAAACUAGCUAUUUGACUAAACACAUGAGAACACACACAGGUGAAAAACCAUUUAGUUGUUCAGUUUGUGGCAACAGCUUUUCUGUUAAGAGUAAUUUGACUCAACACAUGAGAACACACACAGGAGAAAAAACAUGUAAUUGUUCAGUUUGUGGCAAAAGCUUUUCUGUUAAGAGUAAUUUGACUGAACACAUGAGAACACACACAGGUGAAAAACCAUUUAAUUGUUCAGUUUGUGGCAGAAGCUUUUCUCAAAAUAGCUGUUUGACUCUACACAUGAGAACACACGCUGGAGAAAAACCAUUUAGUUGUUCAGUGUGCGGUAAAAGCUUUUCUGUUAAGAGUAAUUUGACUCAACACAUGAGAACACACACAGGAGAAAAAACAUGUAAUUGUUCAGUUUGUGGCAAAAGCUUUUCUGUUAAGAGUAAUUUGACUGAACACAUGAGAACACACACAGGUGAAAAACCAUUUAAUUGUUCAGUUUGUGGCAGAAGCUUUUCUCAAAAUAGCUGUUUGACUCUACACAUGAGAACACACACUGGAGAAAAA
Molecule: messenger RNA, 1300 nt
Organism: Nerophis lumbriciformis (worm pipefish)
Lineage: Eukaryota; Metazoa; Chordata; Actinopteri; Syngnathiformes; Syngnathidae
Source: RefSeq, a predicted model, not a curated record